Cucurbita pepo subsp. pepo (vegetable marrow) is the source of this 685-nucleotide messenger RNA. Its product is annotated as Cox19 family protein (CHCH motif). The record is from RefSeq and is a predicted model, not a curated record. NCBI's taxonomy places the organism in Eukaryota, Viridiplantae, Streptophyta, Magnoliopsida, Cucurbitales, Cucurbitaceae.
GAACACGUUCAAACAGUACGAAUUAUAUAUAUAAUGAUUUGAUGAACAUUGCGAUUGAACAUCGCGUAGAGAGAGAAAUGCCUCAGCCGAGCAAAGAACCCUGCAAGAAGGAGGCGUGUGACAUUCAAGCUUGUCUCUCCAAAAAUAACUUUCUUCCUCACAAGUGCGUCAGGGUUAUUCAACUAUUGCAGUAUUGCUGUGAAAACUGCAAUUACAAGUCAACACACUGUGCUUCUGUUUCUGACCUCUUAAAGCAAAUGCCUAAGCCCAAAGGCCAGAAAUCUUGAUCCAAGUCGAGCCAGAUGUAAUUCAGUCUAGACGUAACAAACUAAAUUAGGUGUUUACUUAUAACUCAAGCCAACAUAUUAUGGGAUGGCACAGCCAAUGCUGGACGCUGAAUUCUGCUAGUUUUGCAAAAUAGUGCAGAUGGAAGAGAUGAGGCCAGAAAACCAAAAUCUUUGAUAGAUCAACAUGAACUAAUGCUAAUGAUGUUACCAUUUCUUCACAAAGCCAUCAACUUGCAAAUCAACCUUUAUGUCCACUCUCUGUUCUCUAAUAAAAUAUUUCUCCAUAUGUUUAACUAUGAUACCAGUCGGACAUUAAUUUUGGCCCUUUUCCAUUUUGCAUCUUCCGAUUUUGAUACAAAAAUUACUUGAAAGGAUUGAUUGAACUUGAAUGAUUCCCU